AAUGGCAGGACCUGCGGUUGAGACGGCGUUCGAAGAGAUUGAAAGACUCCAAAUGUUGCCUUCAUACUCUUUAAAUGCUGAGUUUUACGAUUCAGGAUGUAAUUCUUUAAAAGGCCUAGGAGCUGCAUACAACGCACUAUCAACGAAAGAGUAUCAUAUAAUGAUAGGACCUCAAUGUUCAUCUGUAUGUAGUUCUGUUGGACGUCUGGCAGCGCACGUAAAUAUACCAGUAUUUACUGGUCUUUGCCAAGGCGUAGAAAUGUCGAACAAGAAUCAAUUUAAGACGAUGACGAGACUGUUAGCAACAUUUGAAAUGACUGGUCUAUUCGUUAUGAAUAUAUUAGAGAAAUUGAAUUGGAAGAUAGUUGGUGUCCUUGCAGAAAGACGAACUGAUCUGAUAUGGCGUUUAACUAGAGAUGGAUUAAAAUAUGCUGCUCAAAUAAAAAACAUUACUCUAGUAAAAUCCAUACUAUUUCAUGAAACAGACGAUCUAGAAAGUUUAUUACUUCUUGUAGCAGCAAAGAGUCGAAGAAUAACUAUUACAGUAAUAAUAAUUGGUGCUCAUGGAGAUACGUUUCGCACAUUAGCUAAAUUAAUUUAUAAGCAUAAGCUUCACCUACGAAGAUUCUUUUUUAUUGUUAUUACCUAUUAUGAGCAGCGUCGAAUAUUUGGUGAUUUUGCUUGGAAGCAGAAAGCAAAUACACAAUUCGGUUUUAACUAUAAGUCUGAUGAAAAAGUUCCUUAUCCGGCAGCUAACCUAUACGAAGCGACCAUUUUAUCAGCUAUAUCCCUUAACGAAACAAUAGCCACUGAAGGUGAUAUAAAAGAUGGAAUGUUAGUUGCACAAAGGUUGUGGAAUCGAAGUUAUGAUAGUUUAACUGGAGGUAUGACCUUGAAUUCUAAUGGUGAUAGAGAACAAAAGUACACUAUUUUGCAGUUAGAUACGAAUGAUCAAAUGACAACGGUUGCUAUUUAUACGACUGAAAAUGAAUCUCUUAUGUGGAUAAGGCCAAUUUUAUGGGUUGACGGUGAGAAGCCACUAGACAUUCCUAGAUGUGGUUUCGACAAUGAACUCUGUGAAGAAGAUGUCAAACUAAAAUUAGUACGAAUAAUUCUUAUUAUCGUUGGUGUUUUUGGCAUUGUUUUAAUUUUUGGCUUAGGAGGAUUCCUUCUAAUUUUCAAGAAAAUGAAAUGGGAGAAAGAUUUGGCGAGUAUGUCUUGGAAAUUAGAUUUAAAUGAUAUACAAUUUCAUGAUUCAACUGUUAAACCCUUUAAUUCUGCCCUAAGCAUUUCCAGAUCAAAGACAACUCUAGAUAAUUAUUCAAUUAGUUUCAAUAAAUUUGAACAAAUUUUUACUAAAACAGGUUAUUUUAAAGGAAUUAUUGUGGCAUUGAAGUCGGCUUCACACGUAAAACAAGUCAACUUGAAUGAUAGAAACUUUUUAACCGAGCUAAAACAUAUGCAUGACCUUAGCCAUAACAACAUCUGCAAAUUUAUGGGAGUUACUGUAGAAGUGCCUGACUUGUGGAUUGUAACUGAAUAUUGUUCCAAAGGAAGUUUACAGGAUUUACUGGCUAAUGAUGACGUUAACCUUGACUGGACCUUCAAAAGUUCUUUGGCUUUAGAUAUAGUUUCGAGUUCAAAUUGCGUGAUCGAUGGACGAUUUGUGGUAAAAAUUACUGAUUUUGGCCUUAUGAAUUGGAGAACAGAAAAAUUACCUAAAGAUUUAUUAUGGACUUCUCCGGAAGGCUUAAGAGAUAGCGAAAAUGCAUUAAAUAUGAAAUCUGAUAUUUACUCUUUUUCUAUUAUUCUCCAUGAAAUUAUUUAUCGGGAAGGCCCUUUUUUCUGUGAAUGCGAUACUUUAUCAGCUGAUGGUAUUAUCCAGAAAGUUCUUUCUGAUCGAAAACUACCGUUUAGACCCUUCGUAAAAGAUGACUAUCAUGAAGAUACUCCAGAAAAAAUAAUACAGCUUAUGAGAAAAUGUUGGAAUGAACAGCCAGAGAAUCGUCCAAAUUUUAAUUAUAUUAAGGCGACGUUGAUUGCCAGUGUAAAUCACAAAUCUUUAAGCAUUAUGGAUAAUCUGAUAAAUAGGAUGGAACAAUACGCUAAUAAUCUUGAAACUCUUGUUGAAGAAAGAACGUCCAGUUAUCUUGAAGAGAAGAAAAGGGCUGAGGAUUUAUUAUAUCGGCUUUUACCGCCAUCGAUUGCAAAAGAAAUUCAAAAAACUGGAAAUGCAAAACCUCAAGACUACGAAUGCGUUACUAUAUACUUUAGUGAUAUUGUCAGUUUUACGGUGUUGUCAUCUAAGAGCACUCCAUUGCAAAUAAUCAAGCUAUUGAACGAUCUUUACACUCUUUUCGAUAGCGUUAUAGAAAAGUUUGACGUCUAUAAAGUGGAAACAAUAGGGGAUUCUUAUAUGGUUGUUUCCGGUCUGCCAAAGAAAAAUGACAAUAGUCAUGCUGAAAAUAUAGCCAAGAUGUCAAUUAUAUUAUUGAAUGCAAUCAAAACAUUUGAAAUACAUCAUCGUCCAGGGGAGAAAUUACUAUUAAGAAUUGGUAUUCACUCGGGACCUUGUGCAGCUGGAGUUGUUGGACUGACAAUGCCAAGAUAUUGUUUAUUUGGAGAUACAGUAAAUACUGCUUCAAGAAUGGAGACUCAUGGAGAACCCUUAAAAAUUCAUAUGAGCAAAACAACAAACGACCUUUUAAGAAGAGACGCACAAUUUUCCAUACAAGAAAGAGGAGAAUUAGAAAUAAAAGGUAAAGGAAAAAUGCUAACCUACUGGUUGGAUCCUUUCUUAAAUGAGAAGCAAAUGUAA
Messenger RNA from Dimorphilus gyrociliatus, 2818 nucleotides. NCBI's taxonomy places the organism in Eukaryota, Metazoa, Annelida, Polychaeta, Dinophilidae. The record is from the annotation of a GenBank genome assembly.